AUGGAUAGAUCUUCGAAUAGAGUGGCAGCCAAUGAGGAAAAAAAAGGCACUGAAAGGACAGCGGGCCAUGAGCGGAAACAACAGAACAAAGGCAAAAGAAUACGCCACAACAAAAAUGGACAAAGACCUAAAACUCAUAUAUUAAACUCAACGUCGGGAGACUCGAAGUCAGUUGCUACCGACUUAACCUCUGGGUCAUCAAAUUUUCAGAUAAUAAACAAAGAAUCGUCUGAAGAGUCUUCUAACGACCCUGAGACUUGUAUCAUAUGCGCAUCUGAGAUAAUCCACGAGGGCCUUGGGCCCUGCAAUCAUCGUACUUGUCAUGUGUGCUGUAUUCGGAUGAGAGUUCUUUUUAAAGAUGAGACCUGUACUCUUUGUAGGACUCCCGCACCAUACGUUAUAAUCACCGACGAUCGAAACAGAAGAUUUGAGGAUUUUAGCGACGAAAACUUUAAGAGUAUAGAAAAUAAUAUUGGACUACGCUUUGAUAAUUUGAAUAUUAGAGAUGAUGUUUUAUGGAUGCUGGGCUAUAAUUGUCCAGAAAAAGAGUGUGAUGUUGUUUGCCUGGCAUGGCCGCAUCUCCAUGAUCAUACCAGAAGAGCCCACAACAAAAAGAUUUGUGACCUCUGCUCCAAACAUAGAAAGAUAUUUCCUCAUGAACAUGACCUCUUUACCGAUGCCGGGUUAUCUAAACAUAUGAAAAAAGGCGACGAGGCACCUGGACGUGUUAAUCAAUCCGGAUUCAAGGGCCACCCUCUGUGUAAUUUUUGCGGAAACCGUUUCUAUGGUGAUGACGAACUCUUUACCCAUUUGAGAGAGAAGCACGAAAGAUGCUUUGUCUGUGAUCGUGCGAAGCCAAACAGUCCUCCUUCAUACUAUCCCAACUACGAAGCGUUAAGCUCUCAUUUUGUCAAAGAUCACUUUGUCUGCCAGAUGAAAGAUUGUUUAGACCAAAAAUAUAUCGCUUUUGUUUCUGAAUUCGAAUUAAAAGCUCACAUGUUAGAAGUUCAUGGAGAUUAUCUUUCAAAAGACGAUCGGCGCGAUGCGAGGAAUGUGGACUUGUCCGACUUUUCCUACCGGGAGUCAUAUCACCAGCAACUAAGAGGAGCUGGAACACAGAGAGGACAGAGAAACAGUAGGCCAAGGGGAUUGGGAAGAGAUCCUAAUGCAGCUCCUAUACCAAAUUCGAGUGCUCAGCCUCUACGAAGGGAUGAACUUGCUUUUCAGAGGCAAAUGAGUAUUUUAUCUGAUCAGUCACGCACGACUAGGAGCUUUGGCCACCAAUUAACAGACGUCCAAGGUCGAACACCAGCGUCGGUACCUCAACAAUCUCAAGCUACAACAACAGUAUCAUCAAGCUCGAUUGCAAAUUUCCUAGCAACAGGUGAUACACUACCGACACUUGACUUGACACAGGCUAGCUUAUCACAACACGAGAAAAACCGCGCUAUGCGCCAUAAAUCUGUUAUUGAACGAGCCUCUUUGUUACUUCAAAUGGAUGAUUCAAAAGUCACCUUGUUCCGGAAACUUAUCUCGAAAUUCAAGGGUAGUAAAUCUAGCGCCCGCGCUUUGGUUGAUGAACUUCUAGCUCUUUUCGACGAAAUACCCUCUAAUUCUCUCGGCACUCUUAUCAGAGAAGUAGCUGAUUUAUUUGAAGAUUCUGCUAAAUCAGACGAGUUACGCACGGCAUGGAACGACUGGCGAGCGAUAAAUGAAGAUUAUCCUAGCUUACCAGCAGUGAGCGAAGGCUCCACACUUUUGAGUUGGGCUUCCAAGAACUGUAACACGUCUUCCGGGCCUGUUACAGUCUCAUCUUCGAACCGAGCUAUGAAACUUAAGAAAUCGACUGCCAAAUCAGUCCAGUCGCCUACAUCACAAAAUAGAUCUUGGGGAUCUGCAUCGCUAGCUAGUAGCACUACUGUAGAUGUCUCCAGUGCUAGUAGAAACACUGUUACAAGCGCUUUUCCUAGUCUUCCCCACACAGCCAACCGCAUAAAUGUCAUAAACAUUAGUAAUAGUAAUCCCCCCAAAACAGGAGAAUCAGCAUCAAUUUCAGCCACUACCUACAAAUCUCCAUCCAAGGCUAAUCAAAAUUCUACGACAAGUAGCAGUAGACCAAUAUCGAAUGGGGGCAAUAGUGCUCAGCUUGGAGUUGAUGCUUUUCCAGCCUUGCCAAGAGCAGUUAAAUUGCAAGGUAUCAAUCGAAAUCACGCAAGUGCUCUGGGACGGAGAGAUAUGAGACAUACAUCUGAUAAUGUCUGGAACGGCGCCGGAGCAACUGGCUCUAGUAGCAGCGGGCGGGAUGGUGCAACUGAUGAUGGCCACGAAGACUCGAUUAAGGGCAAAAAGAAGAUGAACAAAGGUAAGAAACAAGUUUUGAUGGGUUGGGGAUAA
Blumeria graminis f. sp. triticale is the source of this 2394-nucleotide messenger RNA. The record is from the annotation of a GenBank genome assembly. Lineage: Eukaryota; Fungi; Ascomycota; Leotiomycetes; Helotiales; Erysiphaceae.